AGAAAUGCAUGGGCUAUCGAUAUCCACUGUGUAUAUUGUAUAGUGCUUCCUAAUGGCGGUUGUAGGUUGAUUGUUUUCAUGAAACGCUGAACGUUUAUAUACAUACAAUGUUAGUAAAGUUUUCUCAUGUAAACAAUCUAAAUAACGGAGUCACUUUAAGUGAUGUUUACUACGUGAAUGUUUCAGCCUAUGAAUAAAAUAUACUCGUGAAUCACAAAUACACAAGGGAAUAAACGCCAUAACGUUGUUUAACAAGUGCUGAAUUAUAAAUAAACACUAAAAGAUAUGCAUGGUAUAGCCAACCCUUAUUGCUUUAAUGAGUAUUCCCGUAUGUUGAGUGAGAGUGUGCAGCUUACCACUUAUUUAAGUGCAGACGCUAAUCGUCGGAAAGAUGCGGCAUACUAAAGUUGUUCGGUGACUUACUGGAGUUUUACAUUGCCACAUGUUUGAUUACCGGCAGGCAUCUGUGCGAACAUCAAUGGCCCUAGAGUCAAAUGCUUGGCUCUCGUCCAACAGUACAGCUGCAGGUACAACAGCAAGGGAACAGCAGCAACAGCAACAACAACAACAGCAGCAGCAGCAACAGCAGCAGCAGCCACCGCCACCACCGCCACCUCCUCCACAGCAUACAGCUGUUGUAAAGACACGUGAUGAUCAGCUUGGUCAAGUUCCACAGCAUGGUAGCCAGAAUUUCAUUGGAGCAGAUGAUAAUCAGCAAAGAAGUUUGCUGAAAAUACCAUCAUCAGUUGUUGGCAAAUGUUCCAUGUUCACACAGACUGAACACACAAACAGGUUCACACAGACAGAACAUCCAGCUGCCAGGUAUGGUGGUAUUUGUCUAGAAAACGGCAGUAACGGAGGUAACUGUAAAGCAGAUUCAUCUACCAUGUUUGACCCAGCAGGUAUGCAGCAGCAGGGCGCCAGUUCACAGAUGUAUAGUGCUUCAUCUGAUAAAAAUAAGGAUCCUGAGAAAACAUCUAGCAGUGCAUCAGCGGAUUUCCCUUUCUGCUACAACGUGAACAUGCUUCAGAAAGUCCACCAACAGAGCAAUUCAGCUGUACCUGUUGGAGGAAUAAGUGGUGAUGACAAAGGCUGCUAUAGAUUUGAUGUAGCUCAACCAUUUGGAUACAAUUAUGCAUUAGUUAAUCAGAUGUCUUUGGCAGCUGCUGCAUCAACUGCAACAUUUAAGUGUGAUGUUUGUGGUUUAGUGUUUGCUCAUCUCUCUCUCUUAAAUCAUCAUAAAAGGAUACAUAACACAACUAAUAUGCUGGCAACUGGAGCUCAAAAUGCUGCAGAAAGUGAACGCCAGUUUACUUGUGAUAUGUGUGGUGUGAGUUUUAGUUUAGCAGGGGAACUUAAGAGCCACAAGAAUGGAGUUCAUGGGAAAGCUAAUCAGAAUCAGCAGCACAUAGGAAGUAAGUGCUGUGAGUCUUGUGGUGUUGAGUUAGCUUGUGAACAUAACGGUGGUAAUUUGGUGAAAGGUAAGAAGAAUGGAAAGUUUGUGAAAUGUGAAUCAUGUCAAGAAAUGAUGUCAGGCAGCAGUUCAGGUUCUGGCUCCACUCCUGUGUACAGCAAUAGCAGUGGUUCGGGGAGUGAGAGUGGUGGUACCAACAAUGCUGCAAAUAAUACAAAUCUGGGUGAGAUUAAACCUGGGCAUCAUCCAGUGAAACGUAGAGGUGUGGCCAGUGUUACAAAAUGUCAUAAAUGUAAUGGAUCUGGCAUCAUUUUCAUUGGUGGGCCUCGUAAUGCAACAGCUGUUGACAAACCCUUCCACUGUAAUGUUUGUGAUGGAACAUUUUCCAGAUAUUCUAGUUUGUGGAGCCACAAAAGAUUGCAUAGUGGCGAUAAACCUUUUAAGUGUGAAAUCUGUGGUCUCGCAUUUGCGAAAGCGGCAUACCUGAAAAACCAUGCUCGUGUGCACACGGGAGAAAAACCUUUCAAGUGUGCCGUUUGCGGGAUGCAAUUCUCACAGUCCCCACACUUGAAGAAUCAUGAGAGGAUACAUUCGGGUGAACGUCCGUACCAGUGUGAAGUGUGCGACAAGACAUUUGCCCGUCAUUCGACACUAUGGAAUCACAGACGUAUUCACACCGGUGAGAAACCUUACCGAUGUGAAGUCUGCGGCUCUGCAUUCAAUCAAGCUACCCACCUAAAAAAUCAUGCCAAGGUCCAUACUGGUGAGAAACCACACCGAUGCGACAUUUGUGAGGUUGGCUUUUCUGACAGAUUCGCUCUGAAGCGCCACCGUGGUAUACAUGAAAAGUAUGGAAGAACGUCUGUUAGUGCUUCAAAUAAUCCAACUGGAAAUGUGCAGAACAGUCAGGUACCUCCAAAUACUUCAAAUGUGAAUGUUAGUAGUGUUAAUGUAAAUUCUGUUUCUAAUGUAAAUGCUGUGAAUGUUAACAAUGUUAAUAACAGAAAUGGGUCAAACCCAAAUUCAGCUUCAAAUAAUUCACAAGCUGGAAUAGACGACCUAUACAAAUGUGAGGUUGGAGGGCCAGUGGCAUUUCCUGGUUGUUCCAGGCCACAUGAUGAGAAACAGUGAAAGAGAGAGUGCCCUUGCAUGUAACCCUAUUGUAAAUAACAGUAUUGAGACAGUCACAGUCUAUAAUGUGUAAUUAUGAAGGUUACAUAUAUGUCCACUAGCAUUUUCUGAACUGUGAUUUUCUCAGUAGAGCACUAGGAUUGCCGCUAGAGAUCCCUUUCUUUUCAGGGUGAUUGGGGAUUGUAGCUUGAUCUGUUUAGUAUGUAUUGUCACCAUUAUUAGGCAGCCUGUCGCGUCCCAAGCGUGGGUUUUGCGAGGGAUUGAGCGACACGGUUCGUAAACGGGAAUUAGCCGGUUGACCUAAUUGAGAGGGAGACUUUUGAUCUGGCUAAGAUGUUAAAUUCCCUGGUGUGAAGGUACAAGGCUAGGAUGUUGGUAGAAGUAAACUCGUAUGGACGUUAUAAAAGUUCUAAUUUAUUCAUAAAGAAUACAGAUCACCCUAACUGCGUAGUGAUUGUACCUACAGAAUAGCCAAGCCCAUUACAGAGACGGUGACUGACUUCCACCGUUCUGGCUGCCUGAUAGAACUUUCCAGCACUUUGCUGCCCACACUAGCACCCUACGUCAGAGUCCCGCGGUCGCUGCCUAAACGCUCAUCGGCGACUAUCUCCAACUGUCGGCCUGCAGCCCGCCCUCAGCCCAAGUCGGCUGCUACUCACGCUGACUACCGUCGCUGCCUAAACCCGAGAGAGAGAGAGCCCCGGAGCGGCGUGCCUCUGAGUUUUGUUAGCUCUUCCCCUUCGACCCCACCAGCGCUUGGCAUGACGUAGCGUCGAGUGCAACUUUUCCUUAUUAGGGAUUGUUUUAGUAUUAACUUCAGUACUUUUCUUCAGAAGCUGGGUGGAGGGGUAGAGGGGCCUCUCCCUAUAUGGUCACGCACUGCGUCCUGAGCCCUUCAUUGGCUCCUCAUGACGUAGUGCGGUCCCCACCUAGGGCCCUCUUUCUUUCUCUCUCCGCUCCCAGACUUCUCCCUCUAGCCAAGAGUGUUGAUACUGUAAGUUAUUGCUUAUUAAGGGACCUGCCCAGAGCGCCCUUUUUAUCUUAAUAGCUGAGUCUGCUUCCUUGCUUAUCACGCGCAGCUGCCUGGCCGCUUGGACCGCCGCCUCGGCUAUCUGGCUGCGUCGUUAUCUUUUGUGACCCCUCUGACACGCCUGGCGUCCCCUGUUAACUCUAUCUCCCCGUAUGAUUUCUGGUGUAUCGUCUGAGAACAACUGCAUUUAGACUUGGCUUUUCUGCGGUUACAACAAGCCUUCAGGAGUUACUCAUGGUUCAUGAUCCUUUUGAGAUGGCAGAACAUUUAAUUUGUGCUUCCACUGUUCACAAUGAGGUGCUACUAACAAACUUUGGUGCUUGUGCCUCAGCCAACCUGGUCCUUGGCAAAACCACAUAACAUAAUAUACUGUGUGGAAGACCACAUGAAUGGUUCCCCAUUAAAAUAUCUUCUGAUAAAAAAUAGUGUACCACAUUGUGUCACACAGCUAUCGACCCUGUUAGUACUCCAUGAAUUUAUUGGUUCCAGCAUAUUGCCUGAGAGUGGUGCAAGGCACAUUUGCUUCCAGAAAUGUGAUACAAAUGCUCACUGUCAUUGGUCAACAAGAUAAAUAAAGAUAUGAAGAUGGUAUCUGUUCUUUCAGACAUGUCUGAAAGAAUAGAUACCAUGGGUGACCAUGCAGCUCUCUUAGAAUGAAAUGAUAAUUAAAUCAAGGCCCUAAGCUGUCGACAGGCAAUGAUACACAUCAACAGGGACAGUUGAAAAUGUGUGUCCCAGGACUCAAACCCGGGAUCUCCUGCUUACAUGGCAGACGCUCUAUCCAUCUGAGCCACCGAGGGCACAGAGGAUAGUGCGACUGCAGGGAUUUAUCCCUUGCACGCUCCCCGUGAGACCCACAUUCCCAACUUAAUGUCCACACACUAUAUUCGUAGUGCCCCUGCCCAUUACACUCAUCAUUACUCGCGGCAGACAAUCUUACCGAGUCCCGUAAGAGUUCGGGCAAUGCGUGUACAUCCAGCACAGAAGAAGGAGGUCAAUGGCCUGUUAGCCUUAACUAUAUGAAGAUGGUAUCUGUUCUUUCAGACAUGUCUGAAAGAACAGAUACCAUCAGUGACCAUGCAGCUCUCUUAGAAUGAAAUGAUAAUUAAACUCAUACGGGACUCAGUAAGAUUGUCU
This is a messenger RNA of Schistocerca gregaria, 4712 nucleotides long. RefSeq names its product zinc finger protein ZFP2-like. The record is from RefSeq and is a predicted model, not a curated record. Lineage: Eukaryota; Metazoa; Arthropoda; Insecta; Orthoptera; Acrididae. Gene Ontology annotation, cellular component: nucleus. Bases 443 to 2545 code for a protein of 700 amino acids. The transcript is spliced from 3 exons.